Molecule: messenger RNA, 3155 nt
Organism: Hipposideros armiger (great roundleaf bat)
Lineage: Eukaryota; Metazoa; Chordata; Mammalia; Chiroptera; Hipposideridae
Gene: RASGRP3
Product: RAS guanyl releasing protein 3
Exons: 18
Coding region: 685-2763 (692 amino acids)
Biological process (GO): Ras protein signal transduction
Cellular component (GO): plasma membrane
Molecular function (GO): calcium ion binding; guanyl-nucleotide exchange factor activity
Source: RefSeq, a predicted model, not a curated record
GAGAGAGCACGGGACUGCCAGGCUCCUCACCCCACCCCGUAUUCCCCCUCUCCCUCCCACGAACACAUCAACUUUCCGCUUGCAGUGACCUGCCCUCCAGUGUGACUUAUCAGCUGUUCAGAGCUGGUCGCUUAAAGAAAACACGUUGUGGAAUACCCUGCUCUGUAUGAAAAUGAAAUGGCUGAGCCAGCUCGGGGUUAAGAGAAGGUUUGCGAAUGAGGAGAAUAAUGAUCUUCAGUUUCUGACCUCCUGGCAGGCGGCAGUAUUUAUCAGGAGGCACAUGUGACUGGUUAAGACACAGAGCCCCAGCUUGAAGGAAACAGCUGCUUGCAGUGAGCUCCGGCACUUGGCAGCUGGACAGGCAGGGUGCUGGUGUGAGGCAUACUGGACAGAGCUGCCUCAGGAUUUCUUUCUGUUCUUUUAUCAGGUUCUCCAAAGGACUUACUAUUUAAGUUGGAUAAGCCAGUACUGCAGACUGCAUUCUCAGUUCACUUUCCAGUGAUGAUAGCUGCCCUUAAAAUUCUUUCAGAGCUGGAAAUCGAUCUGUGUGGAACCAAUAGCUUUGAAGUAUAACUAAGGACAGAGACCACCACUAGGCACAAACAUCACCAGCCUGCAUGAUAAUGGAGAUUGUCUGUCUGAUGCUGAAAAUGUCUCUAGUUUUUUGACAACGGUUAAGUAACCAUGGGGUCAAGUGGACUUGGGAAAGCAGCCACAUUGGAUGAACUGCUGAGCACUUGCAUUGAGAUGUUUGAUGACAGUGGAGAGCUGAAUAAUAGUUAUUUGCCAAGAAUAGUUCUACUGAUGCACCGAUGGUAUUUAUCUUCCACUGAAUUGGCAGAAAAACUUCUCUGCAUGUAUCGAAAUGCCUGUGGAGAAAGCUGCGAUGAAUUUCGAUUAAAGAUCUGCUACUUCAUGAGGUACUGGAUUCUAAAGUUUCCUGCAGAGUUUAAUUUGGACCUUGGUUUGAUCCGUAUGACUGAGGAAUUCCGAGAAGUAGCUAGUCAACUAGGAUAUGAAAAACACAUCAGCCUCAUCGACAUAUCCAGCAUUCCUUCCUACGACUGGAUGAGAAGAGUCACACAGAGGAAAAAAGUAUCCAAGAAGGGAAAAGCCUGUCUGCUGUUUGACCAUCUGGAGCCCAUUGAAUUGGCUGAGCACCUCACUUUUCUGGAGCAUAAAUCUUUCAGAAGGAUCUCAUUCACUGAUUACCAAAGUUAUGUCAUCCAUGGCUGCCUGGAGAAUAACCCAACUUUGGAGAGAUCUAUUGCUUUAUUUAAUGGAAUCUCUAAAUGGGUCCAGUUGAUGGUUCUUAGCAAACCAAGUCCCCAGCAAAGGGCAGAAGUCAUCACAAAGUUUAUCAAUGUUGCCAAGAAGCUCCUUCAGCUAAAAAAUUUUAACACCCUGAUGGCAGUGGUGGGAGGCCUUAGUCAUAGUUCCAUUUCACGCCUCAAAGAGACCCAUUCUCAUCUUUCUUCAGAAGUUACAAAGAACUGGAAUGAAAUGACUGAGCUGGUCUCCUCCAACGGCAAUUACUGCAAUUAUCGCAAGGCCUUUGCCGACUGCGAGGGCUUCAAAAUCCCCAUCCUUGGCGUGCACUUGAAAGACUUGAUAGCAGUCCAUGUCAUUUUCCCAGACUGGAUGGAGGACAACAAAGUGAAUAUUGUGAAAAUGCACCAGCUCUCCGUCACCCUGAGUGAACUAGUCUCCCUGCAGAAUGCCUCUCACCACUUAGAACCCAACAUGGAUUUGAUCAACCUGCUCACACUUUCUCUGGACCUCUAUCACACAGAAGAUGAUAUUUACCAACUGUCCCUGGUGCUGGAGCCUAGAAAUUCUAAAUCGCAGCCUACCUCUCCUACAACGCCCACCAAGCCUGUGGUGCCCCUGGAGUGGGCAUCAGGAGUGGUGCCAAAGCCAGACCCCACCAUCAUCAACAAGCACAUAAGGAAAUUAGUUGAGUCUGUGUUUAGAAACUAUGACCAUGACCAUGAUGGGUACAUCUCCCAAGAGGACUUUGAAAGUAUAGCUGCCAACUUUCCCUUCUUGGACUCCUUCUGUGUGCUAGACAAAGAUCAGGACGGCCUAAUUAGUAAAGAUGAAAUGAUGGCUUACUUCCUGAGAGCUAAGUCCCAACUACACUGUAAAAUGGGACCAGGAUUUGUCCAUAAUUUUCAGGAGAUGACCUAUCUCAAGCCAACCUUCUGCGAACACUGUGCAGGAUUUCUCUGGGGCAUAAUCAAGCAAGGCUACAAAUGCAAAGACUGUGGAGCCAAUUGUCACAAGCAAUGCAAAGACCUCCUGGUUCUGGCCUGCAGGAGAUUGGCCCGGGCACCUUCCUUAGGCAGCAGUCAUGGGUCGCUGCCCGGAAGCCCAUCCUUGCCCCCAGCGCAGGAUGAGGUGUUCGAGUUCCCUGGCGUUGCUGCUGGCCACCAAGACCUGGACAGCAGAGCCAUCACCCUGGUCACAGGCUCUUCUCGUAAGAUCUCCGUGAGGCUGCAGCGGGCCACCACGAGCCAGGCCACCCAGACCGAGCCUGUAUGGUCGGAGGCUGGCUGGGGGGACUCGGGAUCUCACACCUUCCCCAAAAUGAAAUCCAAGUUCCAUGACAAAGCAGCAAAGGACAAAGGCUUUGCAAAGUGGGAAAACGAGAAGCCCAGGGUUCAGGCUGGCGUGGAUGUUGUUGACCGUGGCACCGAGUUUGAGCUUGACCAGGAUGAAGCAGACAUGGGUGAGGCCAGACAGGAUGGUGAGGAUGGCUGACUUCAGGCUGAGGACACUGAAGGCAAUAAUGUUGACAUUUGGCAAGAAUGCGAUGAGAAACUCUGAAGAACAGUCCAGCUCUCAGGAAGUUACCUGAAAAGAUGUCUGGACGUUUAGCGCCUUGUGACAUGGGAUCUCCCUGACUGGACUAUGGGACAGAGGACUUAUCCUAUGAACUAUUUAUUUCCUCCUCCCCUGCCCCUAGUUAGGUGCCAUGAAGACUAUGUUAUGUAGUUGAUUGUUUUUCUCAUGUAUCUUUCUCUGGAGCCAUUCAUAUACGGGUGAAACGAAAGCUUUUGUGCAUGUUCUUGAUACUUAUUCUCUAAACUCAGAUUCUGCUUUCUUUGUGAGAAUAUUAUUUCGGUAUUUUUAUAAAAGAUGGGGGGAUAUUU